AUGAUGGAGGUGAGCAUUCUAAGGGCAGUUGUGUUGGUUUUAGCUUUGGGAAUGCUAACUGGGCGAUCUUGUGCCUCUUUCAAAGAUUGCUACACCAAAUGCUUUAUAUUUUGUAUGAUUGAACCUUCUGAAACCCUGUGUACCUGCACUACACACUGCUUGAAACAAUGCAUAUUCUCAGACACCCCACAAGGUGUUCAUGAAGACGAGGAUAAUCUUGGAUUUUGCAAACUUGGCUGUGCCUUCUCCUUGUGCUCCACUAUUAGUAGUAAACAAAAGCCAAAUGGAGAAAAGGUUGAUAACUGUGUGGGAUCGUGCUCAACAAAGUGCACAAAGAGCUACUCAUUACCUUGA
Fraxinus pennsylvanica is the source of this 354-nucleotide messenger RNA. Lineage: Eukaryota; Viridiplantae; Streptophyta; Magnoliopsida; Lamiales; Oleaceae. The record is from the annotation of a GenBank genome assembly.